AUGUCCAGGGAUCUUCCGCCACGAUCCAAAGAGAAAUCUACUUUUGCCACGCAGACCGAUGUCCAACGCGAAAUUAAACAAGAGCUGCCAGAUAACGACUUACGCAAUGGACAUCGCAAGGGCAUUGAGGAGCGAAUCGAUCAUCAGGGCGCUGUAGAUGUUCAAACGGGUCGCAAUCCAUUCGAAGAGACGAGACGAGUCGAGAAGAAGAAGGUCAAAGGAAGUCAGGACGAGGCAGAUGGAAUGGCUACGAAGUUGGAGCUGGCCAAGAUCGACUCCGACAUGGUCAGAACGCGCUCCGCCAUGAGAGAGACGAAAUCUGACAUGGCCCGCAUGCAAGCCAACAUCGCACUCCUGGAAACCAUCUCGGAGACGCGGAAUGCCGAAAAUCGUCGCCUGAAGCAGGAAAACGACCAGCAGAUGGCGGGGACUAAUAUUUCGACUAUCGACUUUUAUGCUAAUCCGUACUUUAAUAUUUUGACGAUAUACAAAAUUAUUGGCCCAAUCGUUAUGAUAACGAAUAUUUUUGGAAUCUACGUCGUGCACACGCAGACACCGCCCCGAAUGCGCGACUAUUCGUUUUGUCUGCAAUGCCAUUUGGUGCUUGGAAUGGUGCACGAGACCGUAUGGACAAUUCUGGUGUGUCCUCGCUUGUAUCUUCCGCAAUUUAUGGGCUCUACACAUGGAUUAUUAACUGUAUACCUUCAGGUCGACGUAUUUUAUCAGCAAACCUUCGGCAUGAUAAUGAUUUUUGUAAUGACGUGCACGGUGGCUCAUCUGAUUCUAUUUCGUGCGAAUUCCGUCCUACCACCCAGCCAUCCAUUAAAACUCAACAAAGCGAGGGUGAUCGGUCUGAUUCAUGAGACGGCAUGGACAUUGCUUUUCUGCCCUCGUAUGUACACACCGUAUAUCAUGGGAUCAGCCCACGGGCUACUCACAAACCUUUUUCACCUCGAUAUUCAUAUACAGCAAUCUAUCGGGCUGUUUCUCGUCCAAGCUCAUACUUGCACGGUGGCGCAUCUCAUCAUAUUUCGCGCAAACUCUGUUCUACCGUACGAAUCUCCCUGGAAGUUGGAGAAGGUCCAGUUAAAUCGUUUGUUCGUGAUGAUGUACCUCCUCAACGUGAUGCCAAAUUUCAUCAUCCAAUUCUUCAUGGCCUGGGGCAAUGAUGGGAUGGCCGAGGGGCAUGCUUUUGUUCUGGCGCACCCCGAAUACGCGAGUCUCCAGAAAUACGCCGAUCGUAUCUACAUGCAACAAGGGGGCUGGGGAUACCUACAGUACGGCAUCCUGACAAUAAACGGCUGGUGGAUCUCGGUGUGUUCGAUCGCCGGCUUCGGCACCAUGUUUUUCGCUCUUUUUCGCCAUCAGACGUCGACCAUGGCCUCUACCGUAAAUGUAUCUCGCAUUAUGAUAGCGCUAUUUAUUCAGGUGUACCCAACCAUUGCCUGCUACUCGACGUGGGGCUCUGCCGAGUACUGGGGUGCUAAACGACCUGGCGUGCCUCCUCUUCGGCUUUCACAACCCGUUCAGCGUGUUUUUGCCCUGAUCUUGAACAACGUCUAUAGAGAGUCGCUGAUUGGCCCUUUCAGAUUAGGCAUCCCGUUCCUAAAAUCCCGUCUUUUCGGGAUCACCUCCGAUCUGCCGACCCACAUCCCCAUGGCAAUUCUGAACAAUUCGCAAGGAUCCGAUAUUUCUCAAGAUGGAGGGCAGCCUCCAGUGGAGAUUCGACAGCCAAGAAGCCUUCUAGCAAUUUUAUUGAGUUUUAACGUCACUGGCAUGUUCCCUUUACAAACUACACUACGCUCCAAAUUGCUCUGUUUCCAGGCGUUCCACCAGUCGUACAACCUCGCUUUCCACAUGCACACCCACGAGGACCGGAAGCCGUUCGAGUGCCCGGAGUGUGGGAGGGGAUUCUGCCGGAAUUUCGACCUGAAGAAGCAUAUCCGUCGGAUUCAUCCUGGCCGGAAGGUUGCGGGUUCC
Messenger RNA from Mesorhabditis spiculigera, 1980 nucleotides. NCBI's taxonomy places the organism in Eukaryota, Metazoa, Nematoda, Chromadorea, Rhabditida, Rhabditidae. The record is from the annotation of a GenBank genome assembly.